AUGCCGUCGAAAUGGGACUCAAAAGCGUUGACUAAAAGUUGUAUGACAACUGAUCCAAACUCUUUGGCGGCCAACGAUUGUCUCAUCGCUCACCGGUUGUUCACUCAGACCACUGUAUCUGUGUUUCUGUCACUUCUUCAGGUGAUGUUUCGGAACCAAUACGACAACGACGUGACCACGUGGUCACCGCAGGGGCGCCUCCAUCAGGUGGAGUACGCCAUGGAAGCGGUCAAACAGGGGUCGGCCACCGUUGGCCUCAAGAAUAAGGACACGUUUGCGGUGCUGUUGGCUCUGAAGAGGAGUACAUCGGAGCUGAGCGCCCAUCAGAAGAAGAUAACGCCACUCGACUCGCACGUAGGGAUGGCUAUCGCGGGUCUGACGGCCGACGCCCGCAUGUUAUCGCGAUAUAUGCGAAACGAGUGCACAAACCAACGCUUCGCUCACAACGAAGCGCUUCCAGUGAACCGAUUGGUCACUAAUCUCGGCAACAAAAUGCAGAGUUCGACCCAACGCUACGACCGGCGGCCCUACGGCGUGGGCCUCUUGAUCGCCGGCUACGACCAGUUGGGUCCGCACGUCUACCAGACCUGUCCGUCGGCCAACUAUUUCGACUGCAAGGCUAUGUCUAUCGGCGCACGCUCUCAGUCUGCGCGCACUUAUCUGGAGAAGCAUUUGGACGACUUUGCCGACGCAGACCUCAAGGCGCUCGUCAGACACGGACUCCUGGCGCUCAGGGAAUGCCUGCCGAAUGAUAUGGAAUUGAAUACUAAGAACGUGUCGAUCGCUAUCGUGGGAAAGGGUCACCCGUUUGCCGUUCACGACGACCAGAAAGUGGAGCAGUAUUUGGCGCUCAUUACCGAAGCCGAGCGAAAGGGUCGCGGAGGAGGCGUCGCUGAGGCCAUGGAGGUCAGGGAGGAGGUCGCACCACGGGAUCCAGAAGUUGCCGGCCCUGUGGUGGUGGACGAACACAUGAAUGUCGACUGA
Messenger RNA from Oppiella nova, 984 nucleotides. Lineage: Eukaryota; Metazoa; Arthropoda; Arachnida; Sarcoptiformes; Oppiidae. The record is from the annotation of a GenBank genome assembly.